CUGAUAAGAAUAAUUCAUCGUAGUUAUAACUAAUACUGGAGUGUGGCGGCAUAUUGAGGGAUCCGAAUGAUCAUCUUUACAUUCCUUUUGGCUAUUGUGUCUGUGGCAAAUGGCGCAACUCAAGGAGUUAAAAUCACACAAACUUGGAAUGGUGGUUUCCACGGGACUUUUACAAUUGUUCCAGAUCACACGGUGAAUGGAUGGAAAGCACAUUUCAAAUGCGAUAGGGGCCUUGACAAGUUUGAGACAUGGAAUGCCAAUAUAGUAAGCAAACUAAAUGGUAAUACAGAUUUUGUUCUAACCAAUAAUGCUGGUAAUGCCCACAUUCAGGGAGGCCAAAGUGUGGAUUUCGCAUUCAAUGGAUUUGUCUCAGGGAAUCCUCCAACCUGUACGAUUAGUUUGGAAGGACAAACACAAUCAGGUGGAAAUGUAGGAACUGUUAGUCAUACAACACAAAGUCCACAAAAUCCUGCAGUGUCAUCAGGUCCAUUGAAUCCAGUGACACAUGCUCCAAGUCAUCAGGGAGGAGCACAUGGUGCACACAUGAAACAUGAUUACGGAGAAGCGCUUAAAUUGUCAAUGUUGUUUUAUUAUGCACAAAGAUCUGGUCGGAUAUCUGGCACAUUCAAUCCAGUUCCAUGGCGAGGUGACUCGGCAGUAAAUGAUGGUGAUUCAGGCCAUGAUUUGUCGGGAGGAUGGUAUGACGCGGGAGAUCAUGUUAAAUUCAACUUGCCGUUGUCACAGUCUGUCCACGCACUAGUUUACGGAUUUGAACGGUUUAUGGAUGGAUAUGACGCACUUGGAAAGAAAGAUGAGAUGUUUGACAUGUUAAAAUGGCCACUCGAUUACUUUAUGAAAUGUUGGAUUCCAGAUCAACAAAUUUAUUACUUUCAGGUUGGCGAUGGUCACAAGGAUCAUGCUUAUUGGGGACCACCAGAAAAUAUGCAUAUGUGGAGACCAGCACUGAAGCUCGAUGCAGGUCAUGGUGGUAGUGACGUUGCUGGUGGAACUGUCGCAGCGCUUGCAUCAGCCGCCAUCAUAUGGAAGCAAAAAGAUGCCGGAUACAGUACCAGACUCCUGUCAGCAGCCAAGUCGUUAUACGAUUUUGCUAACACUCACCGCGGUGUGUAUACACAAACUGUACCUGCAAGUAAAGACUUCUAUGGAUCUGACAAUUAUCGUGAUGAAAUGUGCACGGCUGCUGCAGAAUUGUACAGAGCAACAAAGGACGCUAAAUAUCUGAAUGACGCCAAAGGGUUUUAUCAGUCCGACGUACCAUGGAGUUACAACUGGGGAGAUAAAACCGUCAUGUGUCAGUUACUUUUGUUUGAAAUAACGAAAGAAGCAAAAUACAGACAAAAUGUAGAAGCUUUUGUGACGUCAUGGUUGCCUGGUAAUGGCGUACCGUACACACCAUGUGGACUUGUAUUCAGAAACGAAUGGGGAGCAAACAGAUAUGCAGGUAAAGACUCUCCAAACAAUUGUGUUUUUAGUUCUAUCUUAGUUUUUGAAAGCAAUGGUGCAUUUAUUGCUGUUUCCGCAGCAUUGGCUGGUAUCGGUGGUGAUAGUUAUCUGAAGUGGGCCAUGACACAAAUGAAUUACAUGCUGGGUGACAAUAAUUACCACAUGAGUUACGAAAUAGGGUUUGGUAACAAUUAUCCACGCCAUCCACAUCACAGAGGAGCUUCUUUUGGACAUGUGCUAAAAGGUGGAUUAGUUGGUGGACCGGGUCAGCAUGAUGAUUAUGUGGAUAAACAAGACGAUUAUGUGAAAAACGAGGUGGCUUGUGAUUAUAAUGCUGGUUUUCAUUCCGCUGCAGCAGGUUUAUAUCAUUUUUACGUAAACAACAGACUUCCUCAAUCACCACCAUCUAAAUGUUAGUGAUAGAAACCAUAAGGACAUUUGUUUUUAUUCAGUAUUAAUAAAUAUGUAUGAAGAUACAAAUCCAGUGUCACUAUAAUUGAUA
Mytilus trossulus (common blue mussel) is the source of this 1966-nucleotide messenger RNA. Its product is annotated as endoglucanase A-like. The record is from RefSeq and is a predicted model, not a curated record. Bases 67 to 1881 code for a protein of 604 amino acids. Lineage: Eukaryota; Metazoa; Mollusca; Bivalvia; Mytilida; Mytilidae. Gene Ontology annotation, molecular function: hydrolase activity, hydrolyzing O-glycosyl compounds; polysaccharide binding. Gene Ontology annotation, biological process: carbohydrate metabolic process. The transcript has 12 exons.